UGUUAUUUGGAACAGCAAAUUUGACACAACAGACUGCAACAAACUUUAAGGCUUUAAAGUUAUCUGGAUUGACGAUAGAUAGACCUAUACAAUUCGAAUCGACUUCACUAAAUAUUAGCCUACUACAUUUUUUCCUAACUUCAAUAAAUUGGUCAAAUCAAAACUAAUGUUGAUACCCCCACCUAGCCAAUAGCGCCCCCUCCCCGGAAGUGAGAAGGGGGAAGGAAACAAAACAUAAUAACAGAGGCAGUUAUUGGGAAUGGCAAGAUUAUGUUAGUGUCACUGCUGCUGAUAAAUCUGAAUGAAAAUUUAACAGUCCCGACAGAUUAAAUGAGACAGCAGGAAUCAGCAACCGGACUUUACUGACACGGUCCUCUAAGCAGCCCAGGCUAUUUUGCGUAGAAAUAUGCCUCGGAGAAAGAGGAACGCCGCAGGAAGCAGUUCUGACGGCACAGAGGAUUCAGACUUUUCCGCUGAUCUCGAGCACACCGACAGUUCUGAGAGCGACGCGAACACGCGCAGGAAUACUCGACUGACCCGUGCCUCAGUGCGUCUCAGCCAAAGUUCACAAGAUCCCAGCCCGCCAGGGGGCACUCCCACCCGCGACCCAGAGGUGGUGCCGCCGGCAAGCCUCAUCCCCCGAAGGGUAACCCGCAGUCAGAACCUGAACCUGAACCAGAAUCUGAACCUGGAGGUGCCGGCUGCCUCUAAGACAUACCCCCUGCGCCGGAGCCGCUCAUCCGGCUCAGACUCUGAGCAGCCGGCGGAGCUCACUGAGCGGGGACUGAAGCAGGGGGUUGAUCAGGACGAGACUCCGCCCAGGACACCCACAGGCAACGCCCCUUCCUCGGAGUCAGACAUCGACAUCUCCAGCCCCAACGUGUCUCACGAUGAGAGCCUAGCCAAGCAGCUGUCACUCAAGGACUCGGGCAGUGACCUGUCGCACCGACCCAAACGCCGCCGUUUCCACGAGAGCUACAACUUCAACAUGAAGUGCCCCACCCCUGGCUGCAAUUCCCUUGGUCAUUUAACUGGAAAACAUGAAAGGCACUUCUCAAUAUCUGGAUGCCCACUCUACCAUAAUUUGUCUGCAGAUGAGUGCAAGGUGAGAGCGAGCUCUCGUGACAAACAGGUGGAGGAGAGGACUCUGUCCCACCGUCAGGACGAAAACCGACAUUCCACCCGCCAUCAGACUCCCACGGAGCGACAGAUGCAGUACAAGGAGAAGGUGACGGAGAUGAGGAAGAAGAGGAACUCUGUUCUGCUGAAGGAACAGAAGGAGAAGCAUAUGGAUCAUCGGCAGAGCCAUGGCGCCAGUCGUGAGCCUAUACUGGAGAACAUCACUAGUGAUUAUGACCUGGAGCUCUUUCGAAAAGCCCAGGCACGUGCUUCGGAUGAUCUUGAGAAGCUGCGGCUCCAGGGCCAGGUCACGGAGGGCAGCAACAUGAUCAAGACCAUCGUGUUCGGCCGCUACGAGCUGGACACCUGGUACCACUCGCCCUACCCCGAGGAGUACGCCCGCCUGGGACGGCUGUACAUGUGCGAGUUCUGCCUCAAGUACAUGAAGAGCCAGACCAUUCUGCGCAGGCACAUGGCCAAGUGUGUAUGGAAACACCCACCAGGGGAUGAAAUCUACAGAAAAGGCACUAUUUCUGUCUUUGAGGUAGAUGGGAAGAAAAACAAGAUCUAUUGUCAGAACCUGUGCCUUCUGGCCAAGCUCUUUCUGGAUCACAAGACGCUUUAUUAUGACGUGGAGCCUUUCCUCUUCUACGUUAUGACUGAAGCAGACAACACCGGCUGCCACCUCGUGGGAUACUUCUCCAAGGAGAAGAACUCAUUCCUGAACUACAAUGUCUCCUGUAUCCUCACGAUGCCACAAUACAUGAGGCAAGGCUUUGGCAAGAUGCUGAUUGACUUCAGCUAUUUGCUGUCCAAGGUGGAGGAGAAGGUUGGUUCCCCAGAGAGACCCCUCUCUGACCUGGGUCUCAUCAGCUACAGAAGCUACUGGAAGGAGGUCCUUCUACGCUACCUGAAUAUGUUCCAGGGCAAAGAGGUCUCCAUCAAAGAAAUUAGCCAGGAAACAGCAGUGAACCCGGUGGAUAUAGUUAGCACCUUGCAGUCCCUUCAGAUGCUGAAAUACUGGAAGGGGAAGCACUUGGUCUUAAAGAGACAGGACCUAAUUGAUGACUGGAAAGCCAAGGAGUCCAAACGGGGGAACAGCAAGACCAUUGACCCAGCUGCCUUAAAAUGGACCCCACCCAAGGGCACCUAGGAUGACACCGGCAAUUCCCCACCCUCAGCUAGGAAUAGACUUCAGCUUUUCAGUAGCUACUACAGUUGCCCUUCAUUUUAGGCCUGGACCACGCAGUUGACCGUGUGUAGAGGUGAUGGUGUUGUACGAGAGGUACCACAUGCUUGCAUAGCUGAAGCCAUGCUUCACUGGACUUAUGCUUCCUCAACUCUUGUGCUCAGUAAAAGCAGUGGUGUUGUAGGAGGAGAACUCAAAGGAUAUAUGGCUGUUAUAGCUGCCACUGGACAAAGAUGACAGUGGACCCAAUCAGAAGGACCCCCUCCCCCGCACCGCUCCGCCCUGACCCCAAUCACAGGGUGGAAGGUGCUUUUUUUUGAUUUUAUGUGUGUGUGAGGGACUGAGGCGGACACCCUGCAUUAUGGAAGGUGUGCUGAUGGACGAGGUGGUGACGAGUGGGAAAGCGAGUGGCAGGAGAUGGCAGUCCAGUACA
Clupea harengus (Atlantic herring) is the source of this 2741-nucleotide messenger RNA. It is a transcript of the gene kat7a, whose product is annotated as lysine acetyltransferase 7a. Gene Ontology annotation, cellular component: histone H3-K14 acetyltransferase complex; chromatin; nucleus. NCBI's taxonomy places the organism in Eukaryota, Metazoa, Chordata, Actinopteri, Clupeiformes, Clupeidae. The record is from RefSeq and is a predicted model, not a curated record. Gene Ontology annotation, molecular function: zinc ion binding; histone H4 acetyltransferase activity; transcription coregulator activity. Gene Ontology annotation, biological process: regulation of transcription by RNA polymerase II.